AUGUCCGCAACUGGCACAUAUCGCGGAACUCCCAAAGAUAAAGCCAGAGGCCAAAAUCCUUUCCAAGCUCUCGACAGCCCAUCGAGCAUCCCGAGACCAAAGCUAGAGUCUAUCGCCAGCACCACCCAAAGCGAGAUGUCGACUCUCAGUGCCAGCAGGGCGAAGCAGUCCAAGAGGGACGAGGCCAUUAGACGCAAGAUUGAAACAGACCUAAACAAGAAGAGAAGCAAUCCUGCCCGCGCCCGCCAGACUCGCAAGGCAGCCCCUGGUUCCGUUCUCGCCCUCAGACCCAGCCAGGCCCUCCAGAUCAAGCCGAACACCACGGUCGCCGAAGCUGCCCAGCUUAUGGCAGCCAAGCGCGAGGAUUGCGUCCUUGUUACCGAUGAUGAUGAUCGCAUCGCAGGUAUCUUCACCGCAAAGGAUCUGGCGUUCCGCGUUGUCGGAGAGGGAAUCAAGGCCAACAGCAUCACCAUCGCUGAAAUAAUGACCAAGAACCCCUUGUGCGCCAAAACCGACACCAGUGCCACAGAUGCUCUCGAUCUUAUGGUUCGCAAAGGCUUCCGCCAUCUCCCUGUCAUGGACGAGAACCACGAUAUCUCUGGUAUUCUCGACAUCACAAAAUGUUUUUACGAUGCCAUGGAGAAGUUGGAACGCGCAUACAGCUCUUCAAGGAAACUUUACGACGCGCUCGAGGGCGUCCAAGCUGAAUUGGGAUCUAGCCAGCCUCAGCAAGUCAUUCAGUAUGUAGAAGCUAUCCGUCACAAGAUGUCAGGUCCCACUCUCGAGACCGUACUGAGUGGUGUGCCGCCUGUCACCGUGACAGUUCGCACCUCUGUCCGCGAGGCAGCUGCCUUGAUGAAGGCCAACCACACAACUGCUGUACUGGUAACAGACAACGGAGCCAUCACCGGUAUAUUUACUAGCAAGGAUGUCGUUCUGCGUGUCAUUGCUGCUGGUCUCGAUCCCGGUAACUGCAGCGUCGUGCGUGUCAUGACUCCCCACCCGGACUUUGCACCACUUGAUAUGAGCAUUCAGUCUGCACUCCGCAAGAUGCAUGAUGGACAUUACUUGAACUUGCCAGUCAUGAGCGCUGACGGUGAGAUUGUCGGCAUGGUAGAUGUUCUGAAGCUUACCUAUGCUACUCUUGAUCAGAUCAACAGCAUGUCGACCGGAGACAGCGAAGGACCAGCCUGGAAUAAGUUCUGGAUGUCUUUCGACAAUGAAACAGAAUCCAUGAUGUCCGGCGAGGGUGGCAGCCGUCACCCUCAAACAGAAGACGGGAGAUCCUUGAUCUCGCCUGAGAUGUCGAGGCCCGGAGUUGACCGAGGCGAUAGCGUCAUGCCCACCGACUCUGCCUCUCAUACUGGUGGUCGUGAUUCACCCGAUCCGUCCGCGUUCACUGGAGCUGGAGCUGCAUACGAAGACGUCCCAUUCCCCUUCAAGUUCAAGGCUCCUAGUGGUCGCGUACACAGACUGCAGAUUGUACCUUCGAAUGGCAUGAGUGAGCUAGUCAGUGUUGUCGCAGAGAAACUGGGCAACGAGGCUGAAGCUAUUGGUGGAGUACCUACCUUUGUUGACGGCAAACUCAGCCGCACCGGAUUUGCAUUGAGUUACCUCGACAACGAAGGUGAUACGGUGUCGAUCACGACGGAUCGCGACCUGUUGGAUGCUAUCUCACUUGCGCAAUUGACGCAUCACGACAAGGUUGAUCUUUUUGUACAUGAUCCCGAAACGGCCCCAUUGCCAUCGACACUUGCGCCACAGCCUUCUUUGGCGACGGUGACGCCUUCUGAAAGCCAGGUGCGUGAAAGAAAGACAGCCCAGGCCGAGUCUGAUGAGGAAAGCGAGACAUACAAGCCUCGCAGAAAAGAACGUCAAGCAGCACCAGCAGCAGGACAGGAUCAACUGAUCGCAGGCCUUCCGAACGAGCUCCUCUUACCUGGCGCAAUCGUGACACUAGCUGUAGCCAUCAUUGGAGUGUUUGCCAUCUCAAGGAUGUCAAGCAAGUAA
This is a messenger RNA of Aureobasidium subglaciale EXF-2481, 2010 nucleotides long. RefSeq lists its product as uncharacterized. Gene Ontology annotation, molecular function: protein binding. The transcript is spliced from 4 exons. The record is from RefSeq and is a predicted model, not a curated record. The coding region runs from base 1 to 2010 and encodes 669 amino acids. Lineage: Eukaryota; Fungi; Ascomycota; Dothideomycetes; Dothideales; Saccotheciaceae.